AUGGACGAAUUGAGCUAUUCAAUAGCAACCGAAGAUGACCGGAAAGAGAUACGAGAGUUUCUGAUGAAACAUUUUCUGAAAGAAGAAACCAUGAAUGUGGCGACGGCUAUCACCGAAGAAGAAUUUGCUCCAUUUGCCGACAAAGUUCUCGACAUAGCAUUGCCAACACCAUUCACUGUCAUUUGUCGGAAUGGUAAGGGGAAUGGAGACAUUGUUGGUGUGGCGGUGAGUACUAUUUAUCGCCGAGAUGAUCCGGAAUUCGUGGAUCCACUCGCAUCCCCACAGCGACCUGAGAUAGCUGCGAUUGGAACAAUUUGCGAAGACAUACAUCACUCUAUCUGGGAGUUGCUUCCAGAAAUAGACACUGUUCUUGAACUAGAUCUCCUCAGCGUCGCUUCUGCCUACCACCGUCGAGGUAUUGCAGGAAAAAUGCUCGAUAAAAGGAAGUCACCCGAAUUUUUGAAGAAAUACGGGGUCCAAGGUUUUGUCUGCCAAGCGUCGUCGUAUGCGAAUCAAAUGCUUUUGAAGAAGCGCAAAGAUCAAGAACUAAUGGAUGUGCCAUUCACGAGAUUCACUGGGAAAAAUGGUGCGCAACUCAUUCAACCACAAGACGAAACAAUGUCAGUGAAGCUAUUUUGGAAACCGUAUCCUUAA
This is a messenger RNA of Cylicostephanus goldi, 654 nucleotides long. The record is from the annotation of a GenBank genome assembly. NCBI's taxonomy places the organism in Eukaryota, Metazoa, Nematoda, Chromadorea, Rhabditida, Strongylidae.